UUCGCCAGCUACAUUGAGAAGGUCCGGCUGCUGGAGCAGCAGAACAAGGUGCUGGUGGUGGAGCUGAACCAGGCACGGGACCAGGAGCCCUCGCGUCUGGCCGACAUCUACCAGGAGGAGCUGCGUGACCUGCGGCGCCACGUGGAGCAGUUGGCCACCGCCAAGGCCCGUCUGGAGAUCGAGAGGGACAACCUGACCGAGGACCUCGGCAGCCUGCAGCAGAAGCUGCAGGACGAGGUGACCCUGCGGCUGGAGCGUGACAUCCGCAGCCAGUAUGAGGCCAUGGCCACCAGCAACGUCCAGGAGACCGAGGAGUGGUACAAGUCCAAGUUCGCAGACCUGACGGACGCGGCUGCCCGGCACGUCGAGGCCCUGCGCGGGGCCAAGCAGGAGGCCAACGAGUACCGGCGCCAGCUCCAGGCCCUCACCUGCGACCUGGAGGCUCUGCGGGGCUCGCCAUGCCCUGACCCAACACCCAGCCCUGGGCAGGCUGGAGCUGGUGGGUGGUGGGCAGCAGGACCCUAUUGCUCUCCCCAUUGCUCCUGCAGGAUCACCAUCCCUGUGCAGAGCUUCUCCAACCUGCAGAUCCGAGAGACCAGCCUGGACACGAAAUCCGUGUCAGAAGCCCAUGUGAAGAGGAGCAUCGUGGUCAAAACUGUGGAGACCAGAGAUGGAGAGGUGCUGAAGGAGACCAAGCAGGAGCACAAGGAGGUGGUGUAG
Messenger RNA from Nestor notabilis (Kea), 720 nucleotides. It is a transcript of the gene GFAP, whose product is annotated as glial fibrillary acidic protein. The transcript is spliced from 7 exons. The annotation marks the transcript as partial. The record is from RefSeq and is a predicted model, not a curated record. Gene Ontology annotation, biological process: intermediate filament organization; regulation of chaperone-mediated autophagy. Lineage: Eukaryota; Metazoa; Chordata; Aves; Psittaciformes; Psittacidae. Gene Ontology annotation, molecular function: structural constituent of cytoskeleton. Gene Ontology annotation, cellular component: intermediate filament; cell projection; cytoplasm.